AUGGCAUCAUCUUCUAGUGCUCGCAGAAGACUAUUAUGUGGUCCUGAGGACCCAUCUGUACUAUAUUUUCAGAGACAACACGUCUCUAACAAUAUAUGGGCUGGAGAACCCUCACAAGACCUACGCUGCAGAAGGUACGAAGGUAUCAUUUGGGAUGUUCCCAUACAUCCUCGUGUCUUGGCGAUUGUAGACAGGAUGGGGUUUGGCGGGAUGUUGAGGUGUGAAGACGUGGAGGUCUUGUGGGGCCUUAACACUGACGGUGAAGCUCUGACGGGUUACAUCCCCACUAAGGAUGUAAACCAUUGGAAGGAGGUUUGUCUGGAUUUUCUUGGCUUUAUUCCAGAUCAAGUUGAUUUGAAAGAAAUGAACUGGAAGCAGACAGCCUUAUCAGCUCAAUUGAGGAUUGAGUUGAGUGAUGAUCACGAAGAGUACAUGUACGCGCAACGUGCUCGUGUGUAUUGUCUGUUGUUACUUGGUGGUCUGUUGAUCCCUAACGCAUCUGGUAAUAAAAUUCCAUUUUUCUACAUUCAAUUUUUCAUGGAUAUAGAACGAUAUAGUACCUAUAGCUGGGGUGGUGCGACUCUUGCAUGCUUGUACCACAAUUUAUGUGAAGCUGCACUUGGUAAGAGGACCGAUGUUGGGGGUGCUCUUACAUUGUUACAAUUGUGGGCUUGGGAGAGAAUCCCAAUUAUUAGGCCGACAAUGCUAAAUCCCGUGCCUAUAGACUACCUACCAUGUGCAAUCGCAUGGACUGGUCCGACCUCUUAUGUAAAAGCACCCGGGCAUUGCAUUGAAACUUUCAGAGAGCAGUUCUCUAGAAUGCAUGCCGACCAAUUUAUUUGGUGGCCGUAUGUCCACCGAAACCUGCCGGAUGUUUGUGUUGCCGGUCGUCCUAUAUGGACGUCGAGCACAACCAUUAUUUGCUGGAAUCUGGCCGAGCCAUACGUGCCAGAGCGAGUGUUGCGACAAUUUGGGAUUGUCCAACCCUAUAUCCCGCUUGUCAACAGGUUCCACGGUGCUGAUUUUUUGAAACAGGAUCGACGUGGCAAAGCUGGACGGAAUUGGGUUGACUGGCACGCCAAUCAUUUACAGGCUUGGGAUAAUAGGCACGACACGGUGUACGUGGAUUUGGAGUACUCAAUGGAGCCUAUUGCACUUGAUGAGUACAUGGAUUGGUUUCGCCGGAUAACCGUGGUGUACAUAACAAAACCUGACGUGCAUGCUCAGGAGGGCUUCCAGCAAACGGCAGCCUCUCAUAACUACGCAGUGGAGACGCUGCACAGAAUACGCCACUAUCUUAGUGAGCAAGACAUGUUAAGACAUCCGGCUUUGUACACUAUUUCGAGGAUGGUUGAAGACGGCCUGCACAUAUUUGGGGAACCUGAGAUGAUGGACUGCCGUCCUUCCCAGCGGUCUGAGCUGGACAUUGACAUGCCCGUGAGGCAAAAAGGGAAGCGGCGUGGUAAGAAGAAAGCGGGUGAAGAGUCGUCAUCCGCAAGGAUGGUAGCAGAUUCCGAGGACGACUUUAUGCCUCCACCUCCACCAAGCUCCGUCGUUCGAGGACGGCAUUCAGUUAGCGACACUGGUGGAACCGGUGAAGAUAUCGGUCUAAGUGAUGUCCCUCAAUCUCCACCUCGUUCUUCUGUGCGAGACGACUUCUUUGGCGCUGAUUUACAGAACAUGGUUGUGCAAGAUACUCCUCCGUCUCGUCUCCAUACCUCCAGAAUCGGGAAGGGAAUCUGUGGUUUGUUUAUGCGGAAAAGGCGAGACGAUUGA
Messenger RNA from Salvia splendens (bonfire salvia), 1776 nucleotides. Its product is annotated as serine/threonine-protein phosphatase 7 long form homolog. The coding region runs from base 1 to 1776 and encodes 591 amino acids. Gene Ontology annotation, biological process: meristem development; meristem maintenance. The transcript has 5 exons. Lineage: Eukaryota; Viridiplantae; Streptophyta; Magnoliopsida; Lamiales; Lamiaceae. The record is from RefSeq and is a predicted model, not a curated record.